ACGUGGCCCUGUUAUUUGUGCCACACAGGCCACAGCUGAAUCUUUUGUGGUCUGAAAUUCUGCUUUGUCACUGUCACGGCUGACUUAGCUGUUUUCUUUCAUUUUUUCUCCUAAUCCAAACCACCCGCCAGCCUUAAUUCAAGCAGAAGAUUCAAUUGGAAUUUGCCGAUUGAUCAAUCACCAAAAAAUAAAAAAAGGACAGCAAUUGCAGCGAAGGGAAAGUUUGCCAGCAAAUUUAUGCAAUAAUAAUAUUGCAAUGAACACUGCUAGUACUGCCUUGACACCCAGUAUAUUUGGCAACAAUAAUCUCUGCAACCGAAGAUGGAGGGAAAUUUCUAUCCCGCAUUCAAGUCCACCGCCGGGGAAUGGUGUUCGGUUAUUUGUUACAAAGGCCACUUCUCCUUCUUCAUCUGCCCCAGAAACUGACAAGAAGAAGAAGGGUCAGCUAAAAAGAAAGAACAAAAAUAAGGAAAAAGAUGAUGAGAAACAAGACGAGGAUAAAAUACAAGCUUCGAUACAGCAGCAGCAGCAGACAGAUUUAUCGUCUUCUACUUCUUCAGUUUCAGCAAUAAAGAGUACACUGGAUGAUGUGAAUCCGGUAGGGUUGGGGCGGCGAUCUAGGCAAAUAUUUGACGAGGUGUGGCGGAAGUUUUCUGGGUUGGGCCAGAUUUCAAGAACCACGCGCACAGAAGAUGAUGAGAGCGGCCUUCUCAUGCGGGAGGGUGGCCCCAUGUGUGAAUUUGCCAUUCCCGGCGCCCAAAACACAACCGUGCUUGUUGUCGGCGCCACCAGCCGCGUUGGCCGCAUUGUUGUUCGCAAGCUCAUGCUGAGGGGUUAUACUGUCAAGGCUUUAGUAAGAAAAGCAGACCAAGAAGUGGUGGAUAUGCUCCCAACAUCUGUGGAUAUAGUGACAGGGGAUGUUGGUGAAUCCUCCACUCUCAAAGCUGCUAUAGAAGGCUGCAACAAGAUUAUCUAUUGCGCAACUGCUCGUUCAUCGAUCACUGGGGAUCUCAACAGAGUUGAUCAUCUGGGAGUUUACAAUCUCACCAAAGCGUUUCAGGACUACAACAACGAACUAGCACAACUACGAGCAGGCAAAAGCAGCAAAAGCAAGCUUUUGAUUGCCAAAUUCAAGUCUGCUGAUUCAUUGAAUGGAUGGGAAGUCCGUCAAGGAACAUAUUUUCAGGAUGUAGUUGUUGCCAAGUAUGAUGGAGGAAUGGAUGCCAAAUUUGAGUUCACCGAGGACGGGGAUGCAGUUUUCUCUGGAUAUGUUUUCACAAGAGGAGGCUAUGUUGAACUCUCAAAAAAGCUUUCACUCCCUCUGGGAUCCACUCUUGACAGGUACGAGGGUCUUGUGUUCUCUGUUGGUGGAAAUGGAAGAUCUUACGUUGUAAUUCUUGAAACUGGUCCUUCAGCAGACACAUCACAGAGCACAAUGUACUUCGCCAGGAUUAGCACAAAAAUUGGUUUUUGCAGGGUGAGAGUGCCAUUUUCGUCCUUUAGACCAGUGAAACCAGAUGAUCCGCCAUUAGAUCCAUUCCUUGUACAUACCUUGACUAUACGCUUUGAGCCAAGACGACAGAAACCCAUUGAAGGUCCUACUGGACCAAAGCAAGAUUUAAGAAGCUUUCAAUUGAUUUUGGAAUAUGUCAAAGCUUUACCAACUGGGCAAGAAACGGAUUUUAUUCUAGUUUCAUGUACAGGAUCAGGAAUAGAGCCUUCUAGAAGGGAGCAGGUUCUGAAAGCAAAGAAGGCCGGAGAAGAUUCAUUGAGAAGAUCAGGCCUUGGGUACACCAUCAUUCGACCUGGUCCCCUUGUGGAAGAACCUGGUGGGCAACGUGCUCUAAUUUUCGACCAAGGAAAUAGAAUAUCUCAGGGGAUAAGCUGUGCAGAUGUGGCUGAUAUCUGUGUGAAAGCAUUGCAUGAUUCAACUGCAAGAAAUAAAAGCUUUGAUGUAUGUUACGAAUACGUUGCCGAACCUGGGAAGGAGCUUUACGAGCUGGUUGCACAUUUACCAGACAAAGCAAAUAACUACUUAACUCCGGCUCUCUCUGUUCUUGAGAAGAACACUUGAUAAAAUUCUGCUGUUAAAAGUAUAUAUUUUUUCUUAUGUUUCUUUGUUCUUCAAAAGAAGGUAUACGUUGUCAAAUUGGUGAAGCAAUUUGUCAAGAACUUUGAGAAAUCUUUCAUUGUGCAAAUUGCCUGAGCAAUGAGUACAUUCUCUGCAGAGUUAUAUUUACGUAUAUAUAUAAAUCAGCUUUGUAUAUUUUUGGAUAUGAAACUGAAAAUAUGAAAUUCCUUCAUUGCACUGGUUGAGAA
This is a messenger RNA of Olea europaea var. sylvestris, 2319 nucleotides long. RefSeq lists its product as uncharacterized. The coding region runs from base 257 to 2074 and encodes 605 amino acids. The transcript is spliced from 13 exons. The record is from RefSeq and is a predicted model, not a curated record. Lineage: Eukaryota; Viridiplantae; Streptophyta; Magnoliopsida; Lamiales; Oleaceae.